Molecule: messenger RNA, 2551 nt
Organism: Labeo rohita (rohu)
Lineage: Eukaryota; Metazoa; Chordata; Actinopteri; Cypriniformes; Cyprinidae
Gene: cd4-2.2
Product: CD4-2 molecule, tandem duplicate 2
Biological process (GO): positive regulation of ERK1 and ERK2 cascade; interleukin-15-mediated signaling pathway; T cell activation
Cellular component (GO): membrane raft; external side of plasma membrane
Molecular function (GO): protein tyrosine kinase binding; MHC class II protein binding
Source: RefSeq, a predicted model, not a curated record
UUUCUUUUCAAAAGCAUGAAUGUCUUUUUAUGAACAAAAAUGUAUUAAUGUAUUAAUUAAUGUAUAACCCUUUUGGGCUUUUGGUUGAAACAGAGGCUCUUUUUCUUUUCAUUAACCAUAUUUUUCAGAAAAAAAAGAACAGAAUGGCAAAUUGCAAGAUCCUCUUUUUUCUCCUUCUUGCACUGUGUAUAUGGUGUGGGAAAUGUGAUGUGUUUUAUAAGCGAGUUGGGGACGAUGUUUCCAUGGAUUGUGGAGUGCCUUCAAACAGUGAUAUAGAUUGGAAAUUAAAUGGCGAGCUCAUCUUAGGCAUUAAAGGCAAAAGUGGAACUAGACGGAUGGGUCCCUCCCAUAUUACAUAUAAAGCAAGAGCAUAUGGAGACACUCUGAAGGUUCCCAAACUGGAGACAAGAGAUGCUGGAGUCUAUUCCUGCAGGCAGUCAGGAAAACAAUACACUCUGCAUGUUGUGUCAGUCUUUGCUAAACCAGGCCCAGUGCUGCUGUCAAGUGAAGAGCUAUAAUGACACAAAAAGGAAGUACAGUGGCUGAAACCUCCUAAUGGUCAAAAAUAUAAUGAAAAAAAUCAAGUAAUUCAUCUGAAAUCUGUGACUUCAAAUGAAGCAGGCCAGUGGAUGUGUCUGGUCAAUAAUGACUUGGUGCUCAGUGUAAUGUUGACUGUUGUUUUUGGUCUCCAGACCAAACCUGUUAAUGUUUCUAAAGGGGACGACACAGAGCUGCCCUGUUCUCUUCCUCAGAGUGUAUCUCAGCGUGUUGUGGGUGGGAAAUGGAAGGCUGAUCACCUUCCCACAGUCUCUUUCCCAACCCUGAAUAACAUAACAAGCAAAGGCUUACACUGGAAUGGCGAGGAUUUAUCAAAAGUCAACUUUACUACUGGGCAACUCAGCAUCAACUUUGCUGUUACAUUGAAAAAUGUGCAGAGCAGCGAUGAAGGGAAGUUUGUGUGUACAGUGGAGUUCAAGGGUGGAGUGAGUCUAAGUGUUGAAACUACUUUGGUGGUUGUGACCAAACCUUCAGAUAAAACAAAACUACACGCACUGUGUAUAUGGUGUGGGAACUGUGAUGUGUUUUAUAAGUGAGUUGGGGAUGAUGUUUCCAUGGAUUGUGGAGUGCCUCCAAACAGUGAUAUAGAUUGGAAAUUUAACAACGAGCUCAUCUUAGGCAUUAAAGGCAAAAGUGGAACUAGACGGAUGGGUUCCUCCCAUAUUACAUCAAAAGCAAAAGCAUAUGGAGACACUCUGAAGGUUUCCAGACUGGAGACAAAUGAUGUUGGAGUCUAUUCCUGCAGGCAGUCAGGAAAACAAUACACUCUGCAUGUUGUGUCAGUCUUUGCUAAACCAGGCCCAGUGCUGGUGCAGUCUAGUGAUGCAGAGCUGCACUGUAACAUUACAGGAGACAAAAAAAAGGAAGUACAGUGGCUGAAACCUCCUAAUGAUCAAAAACAUACUGAGAAAAAACAAAUCAUUCAUUUGAAGUCUGUGACUUCUAAAGAAGCAGGCCAGUGGACGUGUCUGGUCAAUGAUGAAUUGAAGCUCACUGUAACAUUGACUGUUCUUGUUGGUCUCCAGACCAAACCUGUUAAUGUUUCUGAAGGGGACGACAUAGAGCUGCCCUGUUCUCUUCCUCAGAGUGUAUCUCAACGUGUUGUGGGUGGGAAAUGGAAGGCUGACCACCUUUCCACAGUUUCUUUCCCAAACCUGACGAACACAGAAGGCAAAGGCUUACACUGGAAUGGCAAGGAUUUACCAAAAGUCAACUUUACUACUGGGCAACUCAGCAUCAACUUUGAUGUCACGUUGAAAAAUGCACAGAGCAGCGAUGAAGGGGAGUUUGUGUGUACCGUGGAGUUCGAGGGUGGAGCGAAUCUAAGUGCUGAGACGACUUUGAGGGUUGUGGCCAAACCUUCAGGUGGACAGGGUUCCACUAAAGGGAAAGGGAAAACACCUGCAGCUAUGGAAACUUUGACCAAGAAAGUGUAUGGUCUACAGCUGUGGAUCUGGAUUGCUGUAGGAGUCUGCUCUGUGGUUCUGAUUGGACUUAUUGUCGUGGUUGUUCUUGUACAUAAAAAGAACAAACGAAAGAAGCAAAGGGUGAGAAAGCUGAGAUCCAUGCGGCAGCCUCUUACAGACAAAGACUACUGCCAGUGCAACAGAGCUGAAAAAGAAGUGGAGUUUGGACAGCAAGUGAGGCCUCUUCCAGUGCCCAGACAACACCGCAACCCACGUACACGUACAGCAGGCACAAAUGAUACCAACUGAGAAGAGCAGAGUGCAAGACCACUAAAAAAACCACACCAUGCUGGGCCUGUGUUUUUAAUGUCCUUCUUGCUUAAUGAUGCUGAAUAAGGCAUGCACUCUUCAAGAUUUGCUGUAGAACUGGGUGAUGAAUAUGUGGUGGUUACUGUACCUUUAAAACAAAUCCUGUAUAUCCUGCAGAGUAUGUAAUAUAAAUGUUUUCAUAACUGUACUUUUUGAAUGACAAGAAUUUUGAAUAUUUUUUUUAUUCUUUUUUAAAUAAAAUUAUAAUAUUCUUUUAA